Molecule: messenger RNA, 2024 nt
Organism: Cephus cinctus (wheat stem sawfly)
Lineage: Eukaryota; Metazoa; Arthropoda; Insecta; Hymenoptera; Cephidae
Gene: emc
Product: DNA-binding protein inhibitor ID-2
Exons: 1
Coding region: 654-1196 (180 amino acids)
Biological process (GO): cell differentiation; negative regulation of transcription by RNA polymerase II; circadian regulation of gene expression
Cellular component (GO): nucleus; cytoplasm
Molecular function (GO): transcription regulator activity; protein dimerization activity
Source: RefSeq, a predicted model, not a curated record
GACUUCGAUCCCCCAGUAGCAGUGGUGACAGUCGAAUAUUUUUUCUACUUCUCUUCCUUCUUUCAUUCAUUCACUUCUUCCAACGAAAACCAGUGCCUGUUAUUCCCAGGUCACUUGGAAUUCCGUUCUGUGUGGCAUCUCCGAAGUUUCUCGUCGACCUGGAUGAAACGAGGAGACAGCAGGGAAUGAAGGAGGAAGUUGAUGAGCAAUGACGCAGCCAUCCUAAAGACGGCUUUUACCAGUAGUAAAAAAAUAAAAAAUAAGAAAGCUGCGCAUAUGCAGUAGUGCGUGAGCCUUGUACGGUCGAAUCAACAAGGUGGGGUCUGUCAAGUUUAUAAAAUAAAAUUCAACGGGAAGUGUACGGAAUAAAUGCUGGUUAACUGGAAGAAGCUGUGCUAGUGAGGAAAACUAAGGAAAAAUCGAGGAGACUGAUAUACCGUGUUUGAUUGCACCAAAGUUUAAGGCGAAAUAGAAGGCUGAGUCUGGUGUUGGGGCUGGGGCUCGGGCAAGGGCUGUGUCGUGGCGAGGGGUGAAGCGUCGGGGCGGAAGAGUGAAGAGAGAAGAGCAGAGCCGCUAAAGCACUGGACGGACGAUCGAUAAGAGGAGAAGCCUCAGAGGGAGAAGAGAGUGGUGCAAGCGCCGAGAGAAUCAUUAUGAAGGCGAUGGUGGUGAGUCCCGUGGGAGGCAGGGUACCUCCGAGUCGUGGUGUACUGCACAACGGAUUAGGAAUAAAUGGCACGAGACGAGACCUGGAGGCCGAGGAAGUUGCAGCCUACCUGACAAAGUUGCGUAGCCUGGUGCCAGACAUGCCCAGGAAGAGGAAGCUGUCGAAGCUUGAAGUUAUCCAGAGGGUCAUCGAGUACAUAUGUGAUCUGCAGAGCACCCUGGAGGAGACCAACGUCCAGGAGUCAACUGGCACCAGUAAGUCAUCCUCGAGGCAACCGCUUCAGCCACUUCUCAAUGUCGCCGCCACGACUGUCACCAUUGGCUCUGUCACUGGGAGUCCUAGCACCGUCGUCAACAACCCCGGAACUCCUGGUAGCACAGUAAACAGUAAUAAUACUGAUAGCAUUACCAGCAGAAACACUAAAGAAACAAUGGCGACAUCGAUGAGGGCGAUGCCCAUGGCGACGUCGACGCCGACGGCGUCUGCGUCAACAGCAGGCUCAUCUAGAAGCACCCUCGUUGAACGGUGACCGACGAUGCAGGAUACGUCCUCGGGGUUGUCGAACACACAAUCAUCCCCUAUAGCCUAGCCGUGUACCGUAUAUCGGCCUGGCCAUUCUCUUCUAUCGUUUCUGUAAAUAUUGUAUAUAUAGCAAAAGACUCAUCGCAUUCCUUAAGCAUCAGGAACUCCGUCACCUUUUCCCUUCAUAUUCUGUUAACCCUUGUAUCCCCCUCCUGUCCCUCCUCUAUUCAUCCUCUCUUCCGCUUAACCAUGAUUUUUACAUCCAUCUCUUCUUGUAGUCUCCGAUUGAAUAUCUCUUCCUCCGUUCGACGCCAUAGUUGUCCAUUGUGAGGAAGACGCCUAGUUCCAUCUGAUAGGAGAACAAAAAUUAUAUAAUUAUUUACUUCACGCUUGUAUAUAGAUUCUAUAAAAAAGAACGAAUUGGUAUCAUUAUGGACUUGGUUACUGUAAGAAUUAUUAUGCCGCCGCUCUUUACUCCCGAACUCUAUUACUAUUAUUAUUAUUAUUAUUAUUAUUAUAUUUGUUAUCACUGGAUUACGUUAUUGUUUUAUUUCUUUAUGCGUGUGUGUAUGCGUGCGUGCGAAAGGGAUGAAGUGACGAGAUAGUGAAGAGUGGAUAUAUAUAUAUAUAUAUAUAUAUAUAGAGUAGAGGGUUGCAGGCGACGAGAGGGAGCAUAACUAUUGUAUAUUCGCCAAGACUGAAAGGCUGUAAAUACGCGAUAAUUAGACGCGAUGAUGAUAUGGUAUGAUGAGCGCGUUAACUCCCUUCAGGAAGGACAGCGCGCAUGUUCAGCCAGUAAAAUAAAGAGAGACGUUAUGUCCAUAAAUAAAACUUA